Scheffersomyces amazonensis is the source of this 1044-nucleotide messenger RNA. RefSeq lists its product as uncharacterized. The coding region runs from base 1 to 1044 and encodes 347 amino acids. The transcript has a single exon. NCBI's taxonomy places the organism in Eukaryota, Fungi, Ascomycota, Pichiomycetes, Serinales, Debaryomycetaceae. The record is from RefSeq and is a predicted model, not a curated record.
AUGGUUCAGUUAUUCAGCAGUUCACAGAAGACCACGAAAAUUUUUGCUGCUCUUUCAGCAGUAAUAAUGGUAUCUUUGUUUUUAAGUUUUUGCAGUACAGAAUUUAUGCCAAAUGGAUUAGAUUAUGCAGACAAUGAACCUGUAAUUUUAAGAAAAAGAUGGCCGGCUUGGUUGAUUGGUGCUGGAACAUUUUUAUUUGCUGCCGUUGCAAAAGGAGCGGAGAUUGGUGUUAAUCUAUUCUGCAGUCCGGAGUUGCUCGAAGCAGUUGUUAUGACUGGAAACUUUGAAGGAGUUAUUCCAUGUGUUGCUUGUGCUUCUCUUUAUGUGUUGGGUGGUGCUAUAUCUGCAGCCUUUGCUACAGAAGGAGCCGCAAAUGGUUGGGAGUGGUUUCAAGGUAAUGGUGUGACUGGAAAGAGAGAUUUGGAAGAUUAUAAAGGAUACUACAUGAACUCUUUUACAAAUUCUUUGCAUUAUUCUUCAACGGAUUUGGAAGUGGAAUUUAAUGCCAAUUAUUCGUCGUUAUUGGAAGCAAUUCCCCACCAAUUAUUAUUCGUGGGAGUUAGUACUCCAAACGGCACAGAAUUAUUUGAUGGAUUGUCCAAUAGCAUUAAGAAAAGGGAUUUAAACGAGUUUGAUCAUUCUAAAUUUCCUUUGAUUCAUGUUACGUUUGCGGUAGACAACAGGACAACAACAAUACUUUCCACUUACGGUAACAUAGAGCAGGGUUUAACUGACUUAACUUGGAAUACACCUCCGGAUUCGUUAGAAAAGAGGUCCAGCAACGAAGUUACUUAUGUUUCAUUUAAUUCAUACGGUCUAAACAUGGACUUGGCAAGAAAUUUUGAAGCGAGCGAUCACACUGUGGCUCAUACUGUAGCUGAGAGCUUAAGUGAUCUGUCCUGGGUCAAUUAUUAUGAUGGUAUUGCUAGCAAAUACUGUAUGGCCCUCGGAACCAACGACAAAGCUGGCGUAGACAGCAUUAUUGUGGGAGAAGUAUACGUGCAAGCUUAUGGAGGAAUUGAUAAUGAAUGCGAUAGUUUCUGA